This is a messenger RNA of Drosophila elegans, 1080 nucleotides long. RefSeq lists its product as uncharacterized. The transcript has 2 exons. NCBI's taxonomy places the organism in Eukaryota, Metazoa, Arthropoda, Insecta, Diptera, Drosophilidae. The record is from RefSeq and is a predicted model, not a curated record. The coding region runs from base 1 to 1011 and encodes 336 amino acids.
AUGAAGCAUCUACUGACUGCACUCGUGGCCCUGCUGGGCAUCCUGCCGCGGGACGAGGUCCUGGGAUUGGGGAUGCGAACGGAUUCAGGACCUCCGUGUGCACGUCGCUAUCUGCGCAGGAUCAACGGCAAGUGCUACUACUUUUCGGUGAAGAAGAUGAACUGGUUUGGGGCCCUGAACAACUGCCUGCGCAAAGGACUGACCCUGGCCGACUUGGGCAACCAAAGGGACUUCGACGGAGCCAUCGGCUUCCUGAGCGGCCUGGGCAACACGGAGGACUUCUGGUUCGGGGGCAACGACCUGUACCACGAGGGCCGCUUCCAGUACAUCAGCAACGGGCGCCUGGUGCGCUACUACAGCAACUUCAGCAACGUGCUGCCCAUGGAGCACUCCGAGUGCGACGACUGCCUGGAGGUGCGCAUCCGGGCGCAGGUCUCCAUGGUGACGGCGGACAACUGCCAGGAGCGGCAGUACUUCAUCUGCUCGGAGCGCUACUGCGAGGACACGGACGACACCAAGAAGCCGAAGCACCACAGCCACGAGCAUCUGCACCACUUCCACCACGACAUCGGCGAGAGUGGCGACGGCGAGGCGGAGGAGGAGGCGCUGGACCGCCAGGAGCCCAUCGAAAGUGGAUCGCCGGAGAACGGGGAGCAGGACUCGGAGGAGGCGGCCGGAGCGGUGGACGUGCCGGAUUUGGACAACAAUCAGGCCAAUGCCACCACUGCCGCACCAGAAAAUCCAACAGAACAAAGAGGCGCGACGGGUGAGCCGAAAGCAAGUGAAACCCCCGAGGUCACUGAAGCUCCAGCCGCAGCCGCAGCCGCAGUCGAGGGAGGAAAUGAAAAGGGAAAAGAAGGAGCAACAACUCCUCCACCCGCCGAAGGAGUGUCUCCUGCGGAAGGAGCCGCCAUCGUGGAAGGAGCUGCCGCCCCGUCAGGACUUGCUCCACCCGCCGAAGGUGCAGCGGCCGAAGCCGCCGAAGCGGCCACUACUGCGGCAGCAACCUGAGCUGUAGAAUAUUGUCCAAAUGAUUCCCGCCUUUCCUUUCGAUCACAAAUAAACGACAGCAAAUAAUAA